Molecule: messenger RNA, 4494 nt
Organism: Parathielavia appendiculata
Lineage: Eukaryota; Fungi; Ascomycota; Sordariomycetes; Sordariales; Chaetomiaceae
Product: glycoside hydrolase family 18 protein
Exons: 17
Coding region: 220-4278 (1352 amino acids)
Biological process (GO): carbohydrate metabolic process
Molecular function (GO): chitin binding
Source: RefSeq, a predicted model, not a curated record
UCUCGCGAUCCUUGCUAUGGUCACACGCAGGCCGGCUUACGCUUAGGGGCCAAGCAAUCAUUGAGCACGAGAAUCGCCCGUUCCUCAGUUUCUCCCUUCAAGUUCACAUUAAUUGUUGUUCCCCUCCUUCUCCCCUUUUUCUACUAUCCGACGCUGCCGAGUGCUUCCCACUCGCGCCCUCGCUCCCUCACGGUGGACAUUUGUGGUUCGGAAACCAAGAUGUUUACCCCUAACUUGCUGCAUUGGCUCUGUCUUUCUUUUCUGUAUUUGGCCUUUGGGAAAGCAGAUGACGAUCUGCCCUUGACCGCCAUCUCACCUGUCCGUCGGGGGCUUCUCGCGAGCAGACAGGAGCUACCGGAGGGAACGUGUACGUCAGAAAUCCCCUGUGCCAACAAGGCAUGCUGCAACGGGAUCACGGGUAUUUGUGGCUUCGAUCCCGUUGAGCACUGCGGCGCCACUUGCACGUCCAAGUGCGAUUCCAAGGCCGAAUGCGGCAAAUAUGCCGAUCCCCCAGGCAAACUGUGCCCCAUCAAUGUCUGCUGCAGUAAACACGGCUUUUGCGGAACCACAGAUGAAUUCUGCAGCGAUGGAUGCCAGAGCAAAUGCGAGCAGCCUGGGUCUACGAGUCCACACACGACUGAUGUGCGCGAGCUGGUAAUUGGCUACGUCGAGGGCUGGGCCUUCACGCGCCGGGGUUGCUCACAGCGGACGCUCGACGCCAUCAGGAUCGACUCCCUGACCCAUCUGUUCGUCUCGUUUGGAUACAUCACGCCGGACACCUACGAAAUCUACCCGAUGCGCGGUGUCACCGAAGAAAACCUCCUGGCGCUGACCGGCCUCAAGGAGCGCGCCCCAGGGCUCAAGGUGUGGAUUGCGCUCGGAGGAUGGUCCUUCAGCGACAACCACACCGAGACGCAACCGGUAUGGGGCGACCUCGCAAGCACCCCGGUAAAGCGCGAGCGCUUUCUGGAUCAGCUUGAAAAGUUCAUGAUUCACUACGGCUUUGAUGGCGUCGACUAUGACUGGGAGUACCCGGGAGCCGGCGACAGAGGAGGCCACCCGGAGGACGGCCCGAAUUUUGUCUCCCUUCUUGAGGAUACAAGGAGCCGUUUCAGGGCACUCGCGCGGGGAUGGGGCAUCUCGUUCACCGCGCCGUCCUCGUACUGGUAUAUGCAGCACUUUCGGAUCGGGGAGAUGAUGGAACACGUGGAUUUCGUGAACCUCAUGACCUAUGACCUGUUCGGCAGUUGGGACAAGGACUCGGACUGGAUCGGGCCAUACGUCUACGGCCAUACCAACCUCACAGUCAUAAAACAGGCGCUCAAUCUGCUCUGGAGAAACGGUGUGCCAGCAAACCAAGUCAACUUGGGGCUCGGCUUUUAUGGAAGGACCUACGUACUCAAAGACCCGCAUUGCGAUCGGCCAGGCUGCGAGUUCACAGACCCUGGCAGGGCUGGCCAAUGUUCGGGCCAAGGAGGUUACAUGAGCUACCAGGACAUAGCCUGGGUUCGCAAAGAGAGUGGCGCAAUCGUUACCACCGAUCGGGAGAAUGCCAUCAAGUACUUCCGCUACGACGACAACCAGUGGGUUUCGUUUGACGACGAGGAAACACUGAGGUGGAAAGUCGAGUUUGCCAACGAGCAGGGCUUGCGGGGCUUGUUCAUAUGGGCUGUCACGCAAGACACGGCCAACAAUGACCUGCUCGAUGCUGUCCUCCAGCCUGACGGGUUGGGCAAGUUCAGAGAUCGGAACGGCGUCCAUUCGGGUAUCGAUGACUGGGACACAAGGGUACUCGACAGGUGUGUCUUCUCCGACUGCAACGGCGACUGCUACCCGGGCUACCUUGAAGUUGCCCAUAUCCGCUGUGACGCCGAGGGGAGCGUACACCCAAGAAAAAAGCUCUGCUGCCCCUUCGGCUCGGCACCAAAUCCCAACGACUGCAGAUGGAGAUCGGACAAAUGGGGCUUUUGGUGCGGCGUCCCCGGGACAGGUUCCAUCUUCAACAAGUGCGAGGACGGGGAACAACGGGUCAUCAGCGACCAUUGGUUCAUUGACGACCAGGGCAGGGAUGAUGUCUGCUCAACGGGAACCAAUGCCGACUACUGCUGCGCGACGGAACGCGACGCCGUGUGUGAAUGGUCGGGCAAGUGCGCCAGGAAUGGCGCGCCGUCCCCUUGCAAGAGCGGCAUGACAGCAUACAUGAAGGACAACCUUGGCAUUAGAUGGGCCAGCCACUGUGAUCCGUACGCGGGCGAGUGGGAGGUCUUGUGCUGCGAGGACGGCGUGGAGCCCGAUUGCCGCUGGCUCGGCGACCCCAACAACCGAUGCGCGGGAGAAUGCGCUCCCGACGAGGUCAACUUUGGAAGACACCACUUUGGUGGCGGCGAGCAGUGCUAUGACUCGCGUGCGGUGAACGACCGUAAUUUUUACCAGUUCGAAGAAGACAUGCCCGACUACCAGAACGGCAGAGUCAUGUGCUGCAAACGGGACUCGGUCAGGGUCAAGACCAAGCCGCUCCCCGUCCCGCUGGAGAAUCUAUUUGACGAGGAGAUUGGAGCCGACGAGGAGCAGAGCUUUGACAUCGAUGUCGACCUCAACCGAAAAACCGGCGAGAGCAGCCACCCCAACGACAACAGCUUUGGUUGGCACAUCAUGUCGGGCCCGCCCGACCAGCUUCAGAACCUAAAUAAGCGCGACGGCUCCCACUGGGAGGUCUAUGGCUGCGACGCCGAGCUGCACGAGGGACGCCAAUCAGCCCGUCUGGUGUGCACCCGCGACCGGAACUCGGAACACAAUUGCGACGACAUCCUCCUGGGCGGGGUGGAGGACACGGUCCUGGAGAUGCCGCCGCAUUGCGGGCCUGGCAAGUACGCCCUGGCCGUGAGCCUUGAGCCCAUGCACGAUGCCAGCACCGAUAACAUCCUCUCUCCCCGCCUCAAGCGCCGGCUGCCCGUCGGCGCCACCGUCUACAACCUGACGUUCGACUAUGGCUUCCACCGCCUGCGGGGCCGCCAGGACAACAGGGUCAAGCUUCGUAUCGACUACAGCAAUGCCAGACACUACUGGAACCAGAUCGUGGCCGCCAGCCCCAACGAAAAGAGAAGCAUGGAGGACCUCGAGCACAUCGUCAAGCGGGAUCACGACGGCGACUGGAAGCGCUACCUGGAUCACUCGUACAGGAUGGACCGGCGAAACACACCGCCCGAGGAGCUGCACCUGCUUCACGAGCGGUGGUACUCGGCUAACCUGAUCGACUGGAUUGCGAAAAUGAGGAACGUGCAGAUGAACGUCGACGUACUCGACCAGCGUGUGCGAAAGUCGUUCAUCUACACCAUCCUGCACGAGAGGCGAGAUUGUAUGCUUAACGACUUCACCCAACUAAUUUUGGAGGCCGACAUACACGCACGGAUCACGGCAGAUGUCCAGACAUCGGGCGUCUUGACGCUAAUUGGAGAUCUGAAUGACAUGUCCUCAUUCCGACACUCGUAUGUCAACUUCCGCAACAAAGGAGAAAUCAAGGCUUCGCUUGUGUUCGCUGCCCACGGCGAACUGCGCAUUCCAUACAUGGAAGAGACGCUGCUGGGAAUUGCGCCCAUUGGAGCCAGCUUUAAGAUUCCAGGAAUCGUGACCAUCGGGCCAGAGUUCAAGCUCGUUGCCUCGGUCGAAGGAAAGGUCGUUAUCGACGCGGAUGCUCGAGUCGACUUCGAGGUCGCCAGCUGGGAUUACUCCCAGCGAUAUCCUGCCGAGAACGACGAGUUCCUCGACCCGGAGAAGGACGACCCGGACCAUCCGAAAUUCUCCACCUCCAAUGAGGGCGGCGGUCCCGUCGAGUUCAACUGGCAGGUGACGGCCGAGGGCGUCGUCGAGCUGCAUCUUAUCCCCAUGUUGACUUUCGGAGUUGUAUUUGACCCCAAGUGGGAGGUGCCCAGGACUGCGGUCGAUCUUGCUGUCGAUACCUAUCUGCGAAUCCAUGGGUAUGCCGCGGUCGGCAGCCAGCAAGACUUUGAGUACUGCAUCGGAGCUGAGGCAGGAUAUGACACGUUUGCGCAGGUCACAGCUCCAACUCUGUUCGGAGUGAACCUGAAUCGGAGGUGGUCGCUAUUUUCCGACGAGAGGAGCAUCUAUCAAAGCCCUUCUUGCCCAAGCGAAAGUCUCCGGCGCGGAUUGCUUUUGGACGGUCCUUCUGCCGUCAACACGGCCACGCCAGUGGUCAAGCUUGUCGAGGCGAAGCCGGGGUUCACUCCCCUAGAAACUUUCAGCCUCCACUCCUCAUUUUAAGUCAGCUAUUCUUGGUAAUUGAAUUGUUUCCUUGUCACGUUACCUAGGAACAUGUUAUCAAUCUACCAUUGCAGAUCAUAUACCACAGCAUAAUGCGUAGGGAGACGCAAAGGCAGACUGGACUUUUAUUAUCAGUCUGAGCGCCACCAAUCACCGUUCACCGCUUCCGCGGCUGCAAACCGCUCGUACAUGUGUAGACUACAUGGCAAUCAAGCG